Molecule: messenger RNA, 567 nt
Organism: Chelmon rostratus (copperband butterflyfish)
Lineage: Eukaryota; Metazoa; Chordata; Actinopteri; Chaetodontiformes; Chaetodontidae
Gene: lrrc51
Product: leucine rich repeat containing 51
Exons: 4
Coding region: 1-567 (188 amino acids)
Molecular function (GO): protein binding
Source: RefSeq, a predicted model, not a curated record
AUGUAUGGAGCUCCAGUGGAUUUAUCCUUUAAACAAAUCAGCAGUUUGGCAGAUGCAUGGACAGAGGAACCAAGCAGCAGUCUAAGACCUUUAAAGAAAAAUUCAGAGAUGAAGUACCAAAGCCGCUCCCUGCGUCUCAAUAACAACAACAUCACAGACCUUCUUGACCUCCAGAAGCCUGUUAGCCACUUCCUGGCUGAGCCAUCACAGCUCGCCUGGCUGGACCUGUCCUUCAACAAAAUCUCACACAUAGAUCAAGCUCUGUGUGAGCUAAGUGAGCUACGUGUGUUGUAUCUUCACGGCAACAGCAUUUUUAUUCUGUCAGAGGUGGACAGGCUGGGAGUGCUGCCGCAUCUACACAGCAUCACUCUGCAUGGAAAUGUCAUUGAAACCAACAAGGCUUACAGGAAUCGUGUGAUUUCUGUUCUGCCUUGGUUAAAGACAAUGGAUUUCAGCGCUGUAACACGCCAGGAGCGAGUCAUGGCAAAGAUUUGGCAUCAGAGCAACAACCGCAGCAGAAGCAGCAAGGAGACUGCUGCUCAUCUCCAUCGUGGUGUGUUGAAAUAA